Exophiala bonariae is the source of this 1413-nucleotide messenger RNA. RefSeq lists its product as uncharacterized. The record is from RefSeq and is a predicted model, not a curated record. The coding region runs from base 1 to 1413 and encodes 470 amino acids. The transcript is spliced from 3 exons. NCBI's taxonomy places the organism in Eukaryota, Fungi, Ascomycota, Eurotiomycetes, Chaetothyriales, Herpotrichiellaceae.
AUGGAGAAUACCACCAAGAUAUUCGACGAUCUUGUUGCCACUGGUGGCAGCGACGAACAUGGUCCGAUUUCAUCCAAUACUACUACUUUCAGUAUUGGCCUGUUCUCGCCAACCGACGGUUUGAACACGUCGAAGCCAUUAUUCUAUGAAUACCAUUACAAGGCCCCUUCGUUGGCAAUAAACCCCGGCAGUGAAACAAACGUGGGAGCAUUAAACAUCUAUCGCAUCGGGUCUCUAACACAGGUCUUCACUACCUGGUUGACACUGGUUGAGGCAGGUGAGGCUUCAUGGGCGGCACCAGUGACCAAAUACAUACCCGAAUUGGCGCAAGCUGUGGCUUCCAAUCACGAUCAGACUGCGGUGACCCAAGUGGCCUGGGAAGACGUGACGCUUGGUGACUUGGCGGCGCACCUGGCUUGCAUUUCAACUUCUGGCUCUAUGCAAGGCAGAACAUUUGAAGAGAUGUUCCAAAACCUUGCAACACAGGUGGGUAUGUCUAACAGCAGUCUUACGGCGCCCAGUGAUAUCACGAAUGCAAUCAUUCCCUCAGAUGUGGACAUCAGUGGUUGGUCCACUGAUUAUGGAGAUGAAUCACCGUCAAUUGGAAUGUAUUCUUCGAUCCACGAUCUUUCCCUAGCGGGGAUUGCCAUUCUGAACUCAACUUUACUACCAUCUGCAGUCACACGCCGUUGGCUGAAACCUGUAUCUCACACCUCUAAUCUUCGAAAUGCAAUUGGCAGGCCAUGGAUCAUUUUCAGCGCGACUCCUGGAAGUCCAAUUGACCCGAGAAUUGAAGUUUUCACAAACUAUGGCUUCAUAGGGCAAUACAGCUCGUAUAUUGGCCUAACGACAGACCACAACGUUGGCUUCGUGAUUCUGGCGGCAGACUCGAUAAAAGCACCAGAUCUUAAUGCCCACGCUGACUUCAUUGGCGAAGUAAUGAUACCGGCGCUCGAGAAAGCCGCAAUCGUACAGGCUGGCAAAAACUACGCGGGCAGUUAUUCGUUUUCAAGCUCAGAUGCCUCUCAGAACGCAACCAUGGUGAUCGCGAAGCCUGAUGGCAUGGCAGGUCUGUCUCUCGCAAAUCUGACUCGUGGAAAUGAAGAUCUACGUGCAUCACUGGCCAGGAGUCUAGGUGUUGAUCCAUCGACAUUCAGCAUCCGCCUCUACCCUACCAACUCAAAACCAAGAAUGAGCGGCGGACGCACGCAAAUGGCUUUCCGAGCAGUGUUCCAAGAUGAAGAUGCACUAGUGGAUGGCGGUACUCCCACAUGUAUAACUUGGGAGGCGGUGGACGGUGUCAACUACGAUGGCAAAGCGCGAGAUCUGCUCAUCUUCACUCUGAAUGAAGAUGGGGCGGCGGAGAGUGUUUCGCUGCCAGGCUGGAGACUUGAGCUUCUCAGGCAGAAAUAG